Molecule: messenger RNA, 515 nt
Organism: Ilex paraguariensis (yerba mate)
Lineage: Eukaryota; Viridiplantae; Streptophyta; Magnoliopsida; Aquifoliales; Aquifoliaceae
Source: the annotation of a GenBank genome assembly
CUUUAAAUACAGACUCUAGAAAGAUGGAGACAACCAGAAAGAUUUUGUCAUUUCAUAAGGAAGACAGAAGUUCUGAUCCCAAUAAUCCCCAAAGCAUCCUGCUUGACUUCAUAAGCAGUUGUCAAAAUUUACGUAUUUGGUCAUUGAAUUUAUCAACCAGAGAAUAUUUGAAUAAUGAGCAGCUUCAGAAAGGAAAGCAAAUAGAGGAAUGGAGGCAAGUAAGCAAAGAUCCUACCAUCCUAGGGGUGAGGAUCCUCUGUGGUAACCGCUCUGCCGUUAAAAACUUACUGCAGAGGAGCCGGACCCCCAUCCUACAGUGGAGUUACACAUAUAUGCAUGUUUGUAUUAGUUGGACACUCCAUAUCAGUGUUGCUAGGCAGAAUAUUAAUUGUUUCUUCUUCAUGUGAAUUCUGUGUAAAAGCAUUCUAGUUCUUUCAUAAGAGAAUGGUAUGGUUAAUGGUUGCUCGAGGACACACAUUUUAUUGUUUAUUAUUGCUUGCAUACAUAAAGCAUUG